UAAAUUUCAUAUUGAUUAUUUUUAAUAUCUUACAAAAUCUACAACUAUUACUAUAUUGUAUCAUCAGUUCAAUUUCAAUGAAAUAGAAAUUAAUUAUCCUCUGCUAAUAUUCUUACUUGUUUAUUCUAAUUGUUAUUGGGUUUGACAAAACACUCAACGUUGGGCCUUAAUGGGCCAGACGAAAUUGGUAUAAAGAAAAGGAGAACAAGAUUAUGGAAAUGGCUUUGGCCCAUAUGCAUACAUCUAUAUGUAUGUUUCAUCGAUCAAGAAAGUGGAAGUGGUUGAGACAAGACAGCAAAAGAGGGUUCUAGAGAAAGAGAAAAAACGUUAGAGUUCUCAAGAAGCUUUCUUCCUUGUGUUCUUUUGUGUCUUUGAUCUUGUUCUUACUGAGUUUGUACCUGAAACCAAAAGAUAACAUCACUAGUUAGUGGUCUUUGUAACCUCCUUUUGAUAUAAGUGAAGCUUGGGAGAAGAGUCCUCCCCCGAGACGUACCGGUUAGAGGCCGGGAACUCGGUUAUCAAAUUCUUUUGUGUCAUAUUCAAGUUUUAGAUCCGUGAAUCAUUAAUCGAUGGAGGAGAUUGUUUUGGAACCAAAGGAUGCAGUUGAUUGGUCAUAUAGAGGCGAAGGAGCUGUUAAUUUGGUUCUCGCUUACACUGGAUCUUCUCCCACUUUCUUGGGAAAGAUGAUGAGGAUACAGAAAAUGCCAAAGGAUGGGAAUGAAAAUGGAGACAAAAGUGAAAACGGUCUUACUACUCAUGAAAAGCUUAUUUGGGCAGACAUUAAGGAUCUUGUAUCUUGCAAGAACAAGGAGAUUGAAGAGUAUUUGUUUGUCAAACAUGUCAUGAGACCUUUGUUGGGUCGUAAACAUGUCAAUCCUGGAAUACGUCUUCUUGUAGCAAAGGAAUUUCUUGAAUCUGUUGAGAAAAUUAUAACAUCUCAGCGUCCUUCUUGGCGAGCUGAUGCAGCUAGUGUGGAUACUAACCGCAGUUCCGUGCUUCUCAUGGAUGAUUUGACGCUUUUCGCCCACGGUCAUGUUGAGGAUAAACCAUGCUUAAGUGUUGAAAUAAAGCCCAAAUGUGGAUUUCUUCCAUCUUCAAGUUUCAUAGCAGAAGAAAAUGUUAUUAAGAAGAGUAUUACUCGUUUCCAAAUGCACCAAAUUCUCAAGCUUAAGGAAAACGAGAUCUCAGAAAUCAGUGAAUAUGAUCCUUUAGACCUUUUCUCUGGAUCCAAAGAUAGAAUACUCAAAGCAAUAAAAGCGCUCUACGCGACUCCUCAGAACAAUUUCCGUGUGUUCCUGAAUGGUUCUCUGGUAUUUGGAGGCUUAGGUGGUGGCAUAUGCAAAACAACCUCAAAGGUUGAACUAGCUUUUGAGCAUAUACUCAAAGAUAUCAUCAAGACCUAUGAUGGUUUACGUGCAGAUCGUUUCAUAGAGCUUGUAGCAGAAACUGUUUACACAUCUGGAGUUCUAGAUCAGCUUCUAGACGUCCAAAAGCUCGAUAAAUAUAACAUCGAGGGAGCGAUUCACGUAUACUAUGACUUCAUUGACCAGCCAUGUAAAGUGUGCAGAGAGUUGAAUCAAUAUAGCUCCAUGCAUUCAAUUCCACUGGAUGAAAAAGUGAAUAUUUUGAAGGAUUUUCUAAUAUCUGCCACUGCAAAGGAUUGUAGUGUAAUGAUAAGUUUUAGAUCAACAGAAGUUGGGCUCUCAAGAUCCUCUUCUCACAGUAAUCUUCAUCUUGAAUCAACAAAGCAAGAAUUUGAGUACAAGGUACAUUUCAUUGAUCUUGAUAUGAGACCUUUGAAGAAAAUGGAAGUCUAUUACGAAUUAGACAAGAAGAUCAUGAACACAUACCUGGAGAUGCUGAAGAAGAAAGGAGAUCAACCUCGAUGUUUCUAGAACUACAAACAUGAGAAGCAGAUUUCAUAUCUCAUUCCAAAAAUUCCUGAAUUGGUAGUUAGUAUUUUAUGUUUCACUUCACCUAACAGAUUCCUACUGUUUUCACUUGUAUCAAUUCAUCAGACUCCCUUUACUUGCUCUGGUUUUCAACAGAAUAAAACUACAUGACAUGCAAAAUA
Molecule: messenger RNA, 2074 nt
Organism: Arabidopsis lyrata subsp. lyrata
Lineage: Eukaryota; Viridiplantae; Streptophyta; Magnoliopsida; Brassicales; Brassicaceae
Product: inositol-pentakisphosphate 2-kinase
Exons: 8
Coding region: 570-1895 (441 amino acids)
Biological process (GO): inositol phosphate biosynthetic process
Cellular component (GO): nucleus
Molecular function (GO): ATP binding; inositol-1,3,4,5,6-pentakisphosphate 2-kinase activity
Source: RefSeq, a predicted model, not a curated record